Silurus meridionalis is the source of this 2393-nucleotide messenger RNA. RefSeq names its product MSL complex subunit 1a (gene msl1a). The transcript has 9 exons. Gene Ontology annotation, cellular component: MSL complex. Lineage: Eukaryota; Metazoa; Chordata; Actinopteri; Siluriformes; Siluridae. The record is from RefSeq and is a predicted model, not a curated record. Bases 412 to 1920 code for a protein of 502 amino acids.
AGUCGGCGGAGAGGUGCAUUCGGGCGGGGACGAAGGAGUUUCAAAUAAAAUCUAAUUGGAAAUAAGUGUCAGGUUGUUAGACAGUAAGUGAAAUGUUUAAUGGAAACCCGCGCUUUGUAAUGUCGGAUUUAAAAUGGCGUCAUAGGCUGUCUGUGCAGUCCAAAGCGGUGCUAUAAGUGACUGUCAUUGUUUUUGCUGAGACUAAAAUGGUGGACUUGGCUGCAGAGUCGCUGCAAACAAGCUAACAUGACGCUGUCUCGUGCAGCCUGAAAGAACUCUGAAUCCUAUAAACUGGGGACGUAUAGUACCUUUUGGGAUCAACAUGGACAGGGCUGCCUGGACACAUGGUGAACAGGCAAUGUCCCCCCUUUAAUCACAGCGGAGGACUUUGGUGAGUGCCUCUGCCUCGCCAUGACUAUGCGAACCGCUGUGUUCAAGAGAGAAGGAAACAAGCUGGACACGGACCCUGGUGACCAAGCUAUAAAACAAGAAUCCCAGACUGGCACAAAGAAGGAAGCCUCUGAAUGUUUUAUGCGUGUUCCUGGCAUCCUAAGCAACAUUCACAAUAGCACUGGGCAGCAUUUUCACAGCAAGGCUAAGACCCUUUCAACCAGCCACUGCACCACAGGGAAACCUGUUCUGUCUCCAGCAUUGAGGAGGGGACAGGAGGAGAACUGGGUGAACCUGGGGACUUUGACUUUUCCGUUGACUAAGCAAAUGGGGGCUGAGGGCGCCCCGGUUAAAAGCAAGUCACUAUUCGGACACACCAGUCAUAACCACAUGGGCAAGAUGGAUCCAGUGGCAUCAAAUGGUAGUAAGCAGCCUAGGAAGGCAGUGCCAGGAGGAGGAGUGGCAGGGGCAGGGGUACCUUCACCAGAACUUGGCUCUGAUGGAAAACGGCGGAGUGCGAUGAAGGGCAUAGGCCACGCUGCCUCCCAGACCAGCUGCAUCCGUCAGAUCUUGCUGCUGCAACUAGAACUGAUUGAACAGCAACAGCAACAAUUGCAGAACAAGAACAAGGAGAUAGAUGACCUCAAAGCUGAAAAGGAGAUGCUUGCAGCACGGAUUGAGCGCAUGGAGCGGCGGUUACAGAUGGUGAAGAAGGAUGGCGUUGAGAGUCGUCCCACUCCUCGCCGCAGGGAGUCUGUAGAGGCUGUCCCGUCAGCCAGCACUGGGCAGUCUGAGGGUCAGUGUCAUACCCCACAACAAACGAAUUUUGAAAGAAUUGGCAAGAACCUGAAAAGGAGAUUCCUUUUUCAGGAAUCCACGCUGUCAAGGUCUAGGCGUGGACAUUCUAAAACCCCCCCUCCUAAAGAAAGCCAAGCUGUGGAGGAGGCGUCUCAGGAAGAGUUGGUCCCUGAGGUAAUUUCACCUGGUUCCUCCCUUGUCGAAUCAGAAGAGCUGCCAUACAUGGCUACUUCUGAGAUGUAUCUCUGCUGCUGGCACCAGACUCCACCUUCACCAUGGCGAGAUCAGUCUCCUGUGCAGGAAGACACAGUUGCUGUCCCUUCUUGGCGAGAGAGCAUUGUGGAGCCUCUGGAAGAUGAAAAGGGAGUUGAUGAUACUGAGAGUCUGGAUGACAGUGUCUUUCUGAAGCGCCAUUCAAAACUAGAGCUGGAUGAGAAGAGGCGAAAAAGGUGGGAUAUUCAGCGGAUUCGGGAGCAGCGGAUGUUCCAACGCCUUCAGCAGAGGAUGAACAAGCAGAAAGUGAUUCAGGAGAGUGAGCCAGAGAUGCUCUCCUUUUACCCUGACCCAGAAGAUGUGGAGUCUGUAAUGAUUACACCUUUCCUGCCAGUAGUGGCAUUUGGCAGGCCUCUACCGAACCUUAAACAACAGAAUUUUGAAAUACCAUGGUUAGAUGAGCGUACCCGGCAAGAAGGUUCUAAGAAGAAGACGCCCCAUCGGACCUGCCGCAAAUGAAGCAGUCCUCCUUCAUUUACCACACAAUGUUAAAAAGAAGCUGAAUCAUAUUGACUGUUUUGUGGUAUAUUGUGUGCUAUUGUAUCAUCCUGGCAACAUUAUACAUAGUUGAUUGGCCUGAAGGCACUUUCACUUUUCAAAGGACUACUAGAAUCUGAAGCAAGUUGGGCAUCCUGAAUGGCACAUCAAGAUUGAUUAAGUUUCAGUUACAUACUUGCUGUUGCACUGCAAAAUGUGGCAUUGAUAUGUUCUGGUUGCUUUUGUUUUUUUUUCCCCCAUGCAAGUUCGCUUUUGAAAGUGCAGUACAGACCAAAACUCUCAUCUUAUUCAAAUUAUUCAAAGUUUAACUGAGACUGUUAUUUAAUCAGUGUUUUUGCCUUUCUGUUCAUGAAUGAGUGACUUCAAUAUAGACAAUAUAGUGGAACAUCUUGUAACAUAGUGUUGAUUCUGCAAAUAAAUGAAAGAUAUUCUAA